This is a messenger RNA of Anguilla rostrata (American eel), 6235 nucleotides long. Its product is annotated as growth hormone receptor-like. Gene Ontology annotation, molecular function: peptide hormone binding; growth hormone receptor activity; growth factor binding. Bases 406 to 1983 code for a protein of 525 amino acids. The transcript has 9 exons. The record is from RefSeq and is a predicted model, not a curated record. Gene Ontology annotation, cellular component: external side of plasma membrane; growth hormone receptor complex; cytosol. Gene Ontology annotation, biological process: growth hormone receptor signaling pathway; positive regulation of peptidyl-tyrosine phosphorylation; positive regulation of receptor signaling pathway via JAK-STAT. NCBI's taxonomy places the organism in Eukaryota, Metazoa, Chordata, Actinopteri, Anguilliformes, Anguillidae.
GCUCAAACAUAAAGCUGGCAUUGAAUUUAAGUGAAGAUGUGUUUUCGAAAGUUCAGCGGCAGAGGGUGCAGUUUUAAACAAUUGAAGAGUGGACCUGAUGAACACGCUGAGACUUGUCUCAUUGAAGCAAAGAAAACACGUCGAAUGUAGUAUUUAUGGAGCGCUAGACAUUCAUUUAUUUGCAGGAAAAACCAAGAAGCUGAGGAUCUAUUACAAAAUGGAGCGUUUUUUCAUGAAGGUGUUUCGAAAUUAAACUUCUUUCCCAUGAGUACCGCCCUCAACAUUUUGCUGUCAGUGUGUAGUUAGCUCUGUCCAAGGGUGUUGGCAGUUCCACGGCGAGUGUGUGAACUUGUCCGCAAGUUCGGCGUUUCGCUACUUCGUGAUUGAUCAGGGGCCAGCAUUACCAUGGCUAUUGUCCUCCUCCUGGUCCUUGCCCUGGUGACAGGGGUCGGAUCGCUGGCCUCAACCGCUCCACCGACCACAUCACAAGCGCCCCCUGGAGGUCCCCACUUCACCAGCUGUGUCUCCCGGGAGAUGGAGACAUUCCGCUGUUGGUGGACUGCAGGAAAUUUCCUGAACCUAUCAGAGCCUGGAGCCCUGAGGGUGUUCUUCCUGAAGAAUGGAUCGCCCAAAGUCUGGCAGGAAUGCCCGCAGUACAGCUGGUCCGUGGAGAGCGAGUGCUUCUUCAACAAGACCCACACCUCCAUCUGGACGACAUACUGCCUCCAGCUGGUCUCGAAGGACAGAGGCGUCACGUAUGACAACACAUGCUUAAGCGUGGAGAACAUAGUGCACCCGGACCCCCCCGUGGGCCUGAAUUGGACCCUCCUGAAUGUCAGCCAGUCCGCGUUGCACUUCGACGCCGUGAUACACUGGAAGCCGCCAUCCUCGGCUGACGUGGAGAAGGGGUGGAUGACCCUGGUGUACGAGGUGCAGUACCGCGAGAAGACUAGCCCGCACUGGAACACGCUGGACUGGGAGAAGAGCUCGUCUCAUUCGCUAUACGGCCUGCGCGUCAACACGGAGUACGAGGCGAGGGUCCGGUGUAAGAUGCUGUCAUUUGUCAAUGCCGGCGAAUUCAGCGAGCCCAUCUUCAUUUCCCUCCCAAGGAUACACACUAAAGAGUCGAGGAUUCCUGUAGUGGUCCUCCUCAUUUUUGGAACGGUGGGGGUUGGAGCCCUGCUCCUGCUGAUCAUCUACUCUCAACAGCAGAGGCUGAUGGUGAUUUUCCUGCCCCCUGUACCCGCCCCCAAAAUCAAAGGGAUUGACUCAGAGCUGCUGAAGAAAGGCAAAUUUGACCAGCUGAGCUCCAUACUGAACAGCCACCACAUGUACAAGCCGGACGUGGCCUUGGAGGACCCCUGGGUGGAGCACAUCGAGCUGGACUUCGACGAAAUGGGAGAGAGGGAGGAGCACUGGGACACCCAGAGCCUCCUGCAGCCGGCCCCGCCCACUCCUUACGACCCCUCCCUCAGGGACGACGACUCGGGCCGAGCCAGCUGCUGCGACCCGGACCUGCCCGACCCGGACACCCCUCUCCCGAGCCCCGCCCUCUCCGCCCCCCGCCUCCUCUCCCCCCCGCGGGCGGGCAGGGACUUCUACACCCAGGUGGGAGAGGUGACCCAGGCGGGCGUGGUGGUUCUGGCAUCCGGGACGGGCCCAACGAAGGAGGAGGAGGAAGAGGAGCUGAAGAAGAAGAAGAUGUUCCAGCUGGUGGUGGGGACCCCGGCGGGGGGCGGGUACACCUCGGAGGAUGACGCCAGGCGGUUUAGCGGUAACCCCGCCCCCACCUUGGACUACACCCUGGUGAAGGACGUCGGUGACCAGCGCAGCCUCCUCCUCAACCUCGCACCGCCUGACCCCGCCCACACCAAGCCCCUCCCCCUUGCAUGCUCAGCCCAAGUAGGUCCUGCCCCUACUAAGCCCCUCCCCCUGCCCGCUGGCUACCUAACCCCUGACCUGCUGGCCAGCAUGUCACCGUGAUUGGCCCCGGGGGGUAACGAGCACACGGGGUCUGAGUUACCAGGCAAACUCUGGGCGUGAGGCCCAAUUCAUUUUUUUGGGGAAUGCGUGUAAAAGUUCAAAAAGGGACACCCGCCACCUUAACUGGAGGAUAAAGCUUACCAGUGUUAUUGACUACGAGCCUGAUUAAAUGUGACAUUCAUGGAGAUACACUUGUUUACUGAGAAUGCCGCACAGUAUUCACCCCGUGACACCCCUAGGCUGUCACCACCUACGACACCCUGUUCCACGGCAGUGACGGCACUGCACCACCCUGUUCCGUGAGAGUCACUGACACACUACACCAGCCCGUUCCGUGGCAGUCGGUGAUACACUACACCGUCCUGUUCCGUGACAACCAGCGACACACCACCCUACUGCCCUGCUCAAGGUCACAUUACAUGCUGCUAUGCUCAAGUCCGCCAACACGUUUAAAAUUAAAAGUUUACUCCGAAGUGCACUGAGGUGAACCCCUCUCAGUGCAACAGUAGUAAGCUGAUCCACUGACUAAUGUGACUUCUGAAUUAUAAUGGUACAAAGCAUAUUCUCUCAUAUGAACCGUGAUAUUGGCUUAAAACACUAAUAAGCUUACGCAGUUACGAACGCGAGCAUUGAAAUUGCCUCAGCAGUAGUACGCUUAUUCACAGAUUAAUCUGGACUUAUGAAGGAUGUAAACUAAGUGAACUACUUGUAUCAACUCCUGUAUCCUUGGCCUUUUUCGAAGGGAGCCUGGAGCAGCUAGUCUUGGAUUGUGUGUGCUUUGUGUAAAAAUGGUUACAUCAUAUCCACUUGAGACUUCUAAAGAACACGACGUGCGGUUUAGGCUGCUGAUUCACCCCAAGGGUGUUUAGCUGUGUGCUGAAGACUCCUGCCUUAAUUGCGCUCCUACAAAGCCUUUUAUUCCUGUGUAUACGUGAAUAUCAGUAGAGAUAGCGGUCCAAAGGUGAAGUCGCCAGAGUUCAGAGAAAAUACAGAUGGAUGUUCUUUCAGCCACUCUAGCAUAACUACAGUAUUUAGCAAAAUGCCACAAAACACACACACAUGCAUUUACAAAAUUGUGUGUGAUGAACAUGUAUGUUUUACAGCUAACCCUCAGGAUGUUAUGAUGGGCUCAGAUAUGCCUGAAUCUAAUUAUAGCACAUUCAGUAUUAACCACUUGGGAAACAGAUUUUUGUAUUUGUGCGAUUCUGUGUAAAGGGUGCCAAAACUUUAAACCCAAAGUAUGUAUUUCUUUAUUCCACAUAUUAUGAUGGCUGUUACAGAAGAGUGUGGAAAACAGAAACUUGUGUGUAUGAUAUAUAAACAGCAUGCUAAAUGGAAGUUCGCCUGUAAAAUGUAAGCUGCUUGCUCAUAGGGAAAACUGUUUCCUUUUCAGUGUCUCCUCGCUGAUGCCAUUUGAUUUUGAUUUGUCUGACAGUGUAAGAAGCCGUUCCUCUCUAGCUUUAAUUUUACUCAGAGUCCAGAUGGUGCAUCCUUCUGGCUAGCACUUUUAAUGGUCAACAGAUUUCAGUUUCUAACUUUUUUCUUUUGUUGCUUCUGCUUUUGUAUCGAGAGCAUAACAUAACAUUUUUGUCUGCUGACGGUUGACGACUAUGUUAGUUAUGCAGUGCCCAGUUUUGAAAUAUCACAGUACGUUAUGUGUCAGCCCCACCAGCUCAAGUCAUCCAAAUGUGCAAGCUAUUGGAUGAAUUAUUGAGGGGGAAGGCAUUGUGAAAAUAGUGUAUUUUUUGUGACAAAAGUAAUUAUAAAUACAGUAAAAAUACACCAAAUAAAAGUCUAAUUAUCUCCUAUUUUUUGAUUAAGCCCAGUUUUUACCUACACGUUCAUAACAAGCCUUUACAUGGGUGAUGCACAAUGAACUUAGUUCUUUACAUAGGAUGUACCGUACCACACCAUGGAGACAACUCUCUACAUGAGAGAUGUACUAUAAGGAUGGUUCUUUGCACAGGAGAUGCACCAUGAAGCCAACUUUUUCAUUGAAGCUACACUAAAUUUCCACGAGAGAUGUACUAUGAAGUCAGUUCUUUUCACAGGAGAUGAACGCAAAAUAAAAAGUGUCCUCAUUUCAGCUCUGUUGCAGCGUGUCCUUCUCACCAAUUCUGCAAGUCAUUGUCUCUCCAAAGAAAGACCUUAUUGGACCUAAAUGGCCUUAUUUCAAAAUACCUAAGAAGGGAAAAACCGGCAAUGGCCUCUGCUGGUUUUAUAUUUUUUUAGAUUGUGUGUGGUGGUAUUUAUAUUGAAAUGUCUUAAAAUGUAGUAAACUUGUGAUACAGUAUAGGCUAUGUGAAGUACAGUAUAUGUGAACCACCACGUAUGACUUAAUGUACCACAUUAACAGAAGUCAAAGGCAUACUAUGCAGGAUUUUCUUUUUUGCCUUGCUGUGGUCCUGUUCCAUCUACAAUCCCGCCCACUCAAUCCAAGUACCUGACUGAGUCACUCACACACUGGUUCAUAAGAAACUACUGGUAAAUUUCUCCCAUCAGUUACUCGGGCCAACAUUAAAUUGUCUGGUCGGGACCACGAAUCGGACAUGUACAAAUAAUUUGAAAACGGGACAUUCCGGUCAAAAAUCCGGACGUGUGGCACCCUAGCUGGAUACCUAGGUGAUGUAACUUACAGGUCCAAUGGAAAACAAGCCAACUCCAUGUCGCUUUUCAACCCCUUGGCGAACUUCAGCUGACAUCACCCAGGAAAAGCAAUUGCAAGUUUAUAUCGAAUGAGUCCUGCUGUCUGCUUUUCUUUUUGCUUUGCUCAAUCUGGGCCAUUACAACUGCUAGCAAGCUAGCACAAACCACAAAUCUGAUCACAAACCACAGGCUCUGUAGCUACACCCACCCCUCCCCACACAGAAAAGACAUACAUGCCCAGAAACAUCCCAAACACAUUUUAGAAUAACGAAUACAGGUAAAGGUGUAUGAAUUCAAUGAAGGUGCAUGAAGACAGAUUGCCAGUGCAUCAUAGAUAUGCCUUAGCAUGGUUAUUUAAUAAUACUUUCAAGGUAAAAAUCCUGCAUAGUAUGCCUUUAAUGUUGCUCAUUAUUAAGCUUUCAGGUUUACAUUUAUACCUGAAUAUACACUGUGUAUUUAAAAAAUCACAAUAUUUGUAAUUACAGUUUUCUUUUAAGUAAAUUUAAAUCUUUUUUUUUCUGGCAGUGUAAUGUUUUCUCUCAGGCAUAACGUGCUGUGUAGAUGUAGAACCUUAAUUUUGUAUUGAAAAAUAAGCUACUUUUUUAAAUGUCAUUUUUACCUGCUGGUACUUCGUAGAUAUUUUUGUUGUAUAUGGAACCCAUAUGGAAAUAAAGUGUAUGCUGAAGCAAAGUAUUUUAUAUUUUAGCAGACUUUAACAGUGCAAUUGAAGUUCAUAUAAUGCUUAAGUUUGCUGAAGUACAGCUGGUGUUAGAGCUUUUUGGAUGUGUGCUUUUGCCUGUGACUAACCUUGCUGGUGGAAUCUGUAACUCUUUAUACUGGUCUUGCCAAAAUAGAUAACAUGCAGAAAAUGUCAUUUCUGGUUUCCUUGUUAUAAUUUUUCUAACGGGCAAGGCAUGAGUGUUUAACUGUUGCAUGUGAACAGCUCCAAGUUUUUGUGCAAAUACAUGAACUUUGUCCUUCUAAAUAGACAGCCUGUGAAUUGGCAGUUGCCAACCAUCUGUUAUUCCAGUGGAGAUUAUGCAUCUUAUUUUUCACUCAAAAUAUGAGAACUCAAGCAGUUGUAAUCCUUAGAUACACAUUAAGCAUUGUUGUCUUUUACAUGGACAGUAAGAAACAAUCUUUUUUUUAAAUGUGUGUUUAUACAUAGCUGUAUAUCCCAAUGACACCAUGGUAGCCAUUGAAUUAUGCAGACCAUAUAUGUAGCAGGGUAUGAUUUUAUGAAAUCUUGCAUUUUGCUGCUACGUUUCAUAAUACUGCUAUACUACUAUUUUUAAAAUGUUGGAACUGAAAAUACAUGUGCUUUUAUUUGUCACUUUCAUGAUGCAAAUGUUGUUAGUGGGGAUGUGACUCUACAGAUAGGUUAGAUCUGGACCUCAGUCCAACCACGACCCCCAACGGGUCAACCCCUUGGGCAUAAUUUUUACGAUGUUUCUUUCUGGCUUUCACUUGCAAUGUGAAAUUAUGCAUCAACACAUGCUAUUGCCCAAAACUCUGUGGGGUUUUUCCUGACCUCUGCCCUGUUUCCGUGGUGUUUAAAGAUCACAUGGAAUCUAAUAAAUGAAUGUAUUUUUUGUUGUUUUCUGUU